Molecule: messenger RNA, 405 nt
Organism: Erigeron canadensis
Lineage: Eukaryota; Viridiplantae; Streptophyta; Magnoliopsida; Asterales; Asteraceae
Exons: 1
Coding region: 1-405 (134 amino acids)
Source: RefSeq, a predicted model, not a curated record
AUGCUUAAAGUGUCGCCUUGGAAGGGCGUAGUCAGAUUCUUAAAGAGAGGGAAACUAGCUCCAAGGUAUAUUGGACCAUUUGAGAUUACAGAACGUGUUGGUGCAGUAGCUUACCGUUUGAAACUUCCCCAAGAGCUUAGUAACGUACACGAUGUAUUCCACGUAUCAGACCUUAAGAAGUGUUUAGCUGACGAAGCAACGUAUGUUCCUUUGAACGAGAUACGAGUAGAUAGUAAUUUAAGCUUCAAAGAAGAACCCGUUGAAAUCAUGGAUCGCGAAGUCAAAAAACUCAAGAGACAUAAGUAUACUGUUGUGAAAGUCCAUUGGAAUUCCCGUAGAGGCCCAAAGUUUACUUGGGAACGAGAAGAUCAAAUGAAGCUUAAGUACCCACACUUAUUCACGUAA